Phoenix dactylifera (date palm) is the source of this 1266-nucleotide messenger RNA. RefSeq names its product BTB/POZ domain protein. NCBI's taxonomy places the organism in Eukaryota, Viridiplantae, Streptophyta, Magnoliopsida, Arecales, Arecaceae. The record is from RefSeq and is a predicted model, not a curated record.
AUGGCCUUGGUGAUGGCUUCUUCUAAUCUGGCCACGGCCGUCGACAAAGGCCUCCUAGUGAGGCCUUCUGGCGUCAGCGGCAUCAUGAACUCCAUAUUCGUUUCCACUGCGACCAAGGCAUCGAGGAUGCUCGUGGCUGCUGCCUCGGCGGCGGUGGCCACCGGAGAAGGGGAGAGGUGGCGGCCCAUGAACACCGUGCGUUACCUGGUGAUGCUAACUAUAUGGGCUAACGUCUGGGUGCUUCGGAUCAUAACCGAUAUCUUCCCUCCUUCACCUGCUGUUCUUUCCCUGCUGGAUUUUGGUGUUGAAGGAUUGAUUCACAAGAAGCCGUCCUCCUCCUCUACGGCCAUUGUUUUGCAUGGAGGAAGUGGGAGUGUACUCGGCGCCAACUCUACAGCUAUAGGGAGAGCCCUAUCGCAUAUCUUGCUGAUCCUGAAUGACCUCCCCUUCACGUCAAGAAACUACGAGUUCGUGCUGGCUGCGGCGGACAGAGUGCUGAACGAGAACGUCCAGCUGGGGCACUCGGAACUCCUGGAGGUCAACCGGGCCGUCCUCGCCUCCGCCUUCUCCCGCACCAGCGAGCUCCUCCGUCGCGCCCUCCAACGAUCCUCCUCCAUCACCGGCACCUGGCCGUCGCGCGUCCUCAGCCUCCUCCCGCUCGGCCCCCUCCUCGCCACCUUGUACGACGGCCUCCGCCUCUGCCUCGGCGGCCUCCUCCCGUCCGCCGCCGUCGGCGCUCUCCGGCCGUACAAGCCCCACCUGCUGGUGGCGCCGAGCACGAACGAGUGGGUGGAGGCGGAGAAGCUGGCGCACGAGAUGCUGUGGAUCACGAACAAGCUGAGAGCUAGCUCGGCCGUCGGAGAGGCGAUCGUGCGCUGGGCCUUCGCGUCCGGGCUGGCGUCGCUCUCUUUGACCGCUCAUCCCAGGGUUCAGGGUCCGAUAGUCAAGAUCACUGUCGUAUUGCUACGGGAGCUGGCACGUGGGGAGUGGGAGACAGCGAGGGAGGUCAGAUUCGGGAUAUUGGCGUUGUGGAUGCCACUGCUCUGCCAUGCGAGCCACGGGGUAACGAGCCCGGUGCUUACAGGGAUGGAAAAGUGGGAGAUGGAAAGGGUAAUCGAAGACCUCGUCAUCGGCCUGCCAUGGGAGGACCAGGAGAUCAUCCUUCGCAACUGGCUCGAGGAUUUCUCCGCCUCCGACUCCGAUUGGCCCAACCUCUCGAGGCCAUUUGACCGGUGGUGCCGGUACACGCGCAAGCUACUUUGUUGA